UCUAAAAAUGAGUUCAUUAAAACGUCUGAUGAAUUGGCUUCAUUGAGACCGAGAAUUUGAGGAGUUUGAGGAUAUGAUCCCAGAAGAGGAAAUGAAGCACUUGAAUGAACUAACAAUUACAACUAUCAAGCAAGGAGUAUUGUUAUUACUGAUCUUUGACCUGUGAUUUCUAUCUUUCCAUGUAAGAGUUGGUUAUAGCUGUAGAUGAUGAAGAAAAAUCCGACUCAAAGCGAUGUAGAUAUGUUCAUAGACAACCUGAUUUUUACUAUAGGAUCUUUGCUUUCUUACGUCCUCCUUUGGUUUUACCCGCGACAUUCAAAGUUUUACCUAUGCCUCAGUUGCCCCAUUGGGUUUUGAAUGCUUGCAAUUUUCUAUAUGACCCAUUUAAAAGGACACCAUAAUUGAUAUGUAGCUUGUUAUUAUUGAUACUGCUUCUUUUGUGCUGCAGUUAUCCCUUCCAAACGGGAUUUAAAUAAUCUCAUCUUCUUCUUUGGCAUCACCUCUUACAUGUAUGGAGCUUAUCAACACUUAGAUGGAGAAAUUGGAACCGAGAUGGUGCUCUCUGGCUUCAUUGCUUUGACAUUUUUCUAUUUUGCAAAUAAUGUUCUUCACUCAAGACUUAAACAUCUCUAUGUCAUCCUUCUUCGAAACAGUGAGCUGAUAAAGGAGAAAAGGGAGGUUGUCCAUGCUUUCCCACAUUCAGUGCUUAUAAUUCCUGAACAAAUCGAUUCGAUUACUGAUUGCUAUUGUAAUAAUGAAUUUCGACCAAAGAUUGCUGACAUAAAUAGCAAAGUAGAAGGCCUCAAGAAAGUAAAUGUCUCUUGAAAUACUCAAUCGGAUGCCCAACACUGAGCAGAAAAUAUUAACCUUUAUGAGUACUUGAUUGAAAGACAAAACCAUCUCACAGAUGAAAACAGAGAUCCCAAAUGAAAAAUCCCUAGCAAACUUAGUCUUCAACUUCCAACUCAGAAGAAGGUUCAUUUCCUUGAUAGAGAUGAUAAAGAAGCAGAUAAUGUUUCUAAAAACUUCAGUAUUAAGUCUCUGAAAACAGAAUGGAAAGGCCAUCCUUCCUUCAUGCAUGUUUUUAUAGAUACUACUGACAUUAUUAAGCUCGAAGAAGCGAAGAACCGGAUAAAGUUGCAGAAAAUUAUGUUUGCAAGUGCUAGUCAUGAGUUCAAGACACCCCUGAAUGUGAUUAUUAACUCGUUCAGGAUCAUAUCGGAAAACUUUGAUGAUCUUCUGGAGACUCUAAAUUCAGCAGUUCAUCAAAGAAUUUUUGAAAAUGAAGACUUCAAAAAGAGUGUUAGUACGAUUUGUAGGUUUACUAAAACUGGAACAACUUCUUCGACUUUGCUGUUAGCGCUGGCUGAGGACAUCCUGAGUCUGUCUAAAAUUGACAAUGGAGCCUUCAUCUCUCAACUAGAAGAUUUUAGUGUCCCGAGUCUAUUGAGAGAGGUUCGCUCUCUCUUUAUAGUUCAAUGUACAAAUAAGAAUAUAAAAUUCGAGAUUGAAUGUGACGAUAUUCUUGAAGAAUGGGAGGCUAACUCCGAUAGAAAUAGAAUCAGGCAGGUCUUACUCAAUCUAGUCUCAAAUUCCCUCAAGUUCACUUUUGGAGGAGCUAUAAUUAUCAAAGCCUCCUUGGCUAGGAGUCUUAAUGGAUCUCAGGUUCUUGAAUUUCGAGUUAAAGAUACUGGAGUAGGAAUUAAAGAAGAAGACCAAGACAAAAUCUUUGAACUGUACGGAAUGGUUGAGGACAAAAACAACCUAAAUCCGAAUGGUUGUGGACUUGGCCUUACGAUAAGCAAGAAGUACAUAGAACUUCUUGGAGGAAAAAUAUGGGUCAAUUCCAUCUAUGGGUCUGGGACUGAGAUGAUAUUCACCAUCCUUCCAACCAAUCGAAAAAUCCUUAGAAGAGAAGGUAGGCCUGAUUCUGAAAGUAAGAAGGCCUCUACAAACUUCUUCGAAGAAUACCAUGGUGAAAGGCUUGGGAUGACUGUUUCAUUGAGGGAUAAAUUCAACUUAUCCAAGAUUUCCCCCUUCUAAAAUUCCAUGUUUAUGAUUUUUCAAUUG
Moneuplotes crassus is the source of this 2070-nucleotide messenger RNA. The record is from the annotation of a GenBank genome assembly. NCBI's taxonomy places the organism in Eukaryota, Ciliophora, Spirotrichea, Euplotida, Euplotidae.